CUUUUUCCACUAACGCCUUCGUCAUAAGCCCCAGAGAAGCUUCUGUUUUUGCGGAUGUCAGCCCCACGUUUGCCGAUGCCGGCCGGGAUGUCCCCAAGGAACCCGAACCAGAUGGAAGUCGCUAACUUGGCCACACAUUGCAAACGUGUACACUGCACAGAUCGGAUUUUGUCCCAAGCAUUCUACUACAAGAAAUCACAAAUACCAUCAUGGCGCGAGUUGCUCGAUUGCUGUUGUUUAGUGCCAUUACCUUCCUGAUCGUGAUAGCGCUAGGGUAUGCGGUGUUCGGCUAUAUGGUUUUUCUCAACACCUCACCUUUUCCUGCGACCAAAAUCUUCCCGAGAAAAAUAGUCAUUGGCUUAUGCAUAUUAUCGCCAUUGGUGUUGACUACGUCCCUUCUCGGCUGUUGUGGUUUACACCGCUCCUCUGCAGCCUUCCUACACUCUCUCGUGGUGGCUUUGACUUUCCUCUGCAUCGGGCACUAUGUCCUCGCCCACCUCGCCCACCUCGAAACCAACAUCGUAACUGCCGAACUAGGCGCCUACAGCGACUGGAACUCGUCAAAUGCCAAUACACGCACAUCCAUUAUGAACGAAUUCCGAUGCUGCCAAUGGUCGGCUGCCGACAUUGAAGGGAGCAAAGCCCACGCUCCUGCUGCCAUCUCUACACCCGGCAUUGCAGACGACGGCGAUGCCUCCACCCCGCCCGUGGUGUACGACUCAUGCCUGGCGGGCGCUGGUCCAUGCGAGAACAUAUUGACGGAUUUCAGGGUGACGCUAGCGCCUAAAAUUGCAAUCGCCUGCUAUGCCGUUAUCGGAUACUUGCUUUUGACAUUGUCGAUCGAUGCGGCGUUGAUUUAUGCUAUGCGAGACCGUAGAAAGAGGCGAGCAAGAGAGAAGCACUGGCGGAAUGCGGUUGGGGAUGAAGGGUUGCUCAAGAGAUCCAUGGCGUCCGUUUGAAGCCGUACGGAAUUCGGAAGCUUAUGACCUGUUUUUCUGUAUUUUCUUAUCGUGUAACCUUGUUGUAUCUGAAGUUGGUGUAUAGCUUUGUAACCUCGGAGUGGGCUCGGCAGACAGAACAUGUAGUAUGCGGAUGGAAAGAUGCUUGAAGAUGAGCGUA
Molecule: messenger RNA, 1119 nt
Organism: Fimicolochytrium jonesii
Lineage: Eukaryota; Fungi; Chytridiomycota; Chytridiomycetes; Spizellomycetales; Powellomycetaceae
Exons: 2
Coding region: 210-959 (249 amino acids)
Cellular component (GO): membrane
Source: RefSeq, a predicted model, not a curated record